AUGGCCCAUCCAGCGCAAACUUCCGAUCUUUAUGGGGAUUCCGAUGUUAUGACAUCGGGUUCGUUGUCUUCUAAAGAUGUUGAAGGUGUAGUAGGAACUGAAGCUCCUACUAGUUCUAGAAAAUGUCUUACUGAAAGGCAAAUAUCAUCAUUCGGCAGCUCAUCAACCCAAACAGCUAGCAGUGGUUUAACUUUGUCUGUCUCAGAAACUGAGGCAUUAUUAGGACGAGAAAAUAUUGAAGGGAAGCACUAUGUGAGAGAUUUUUCCCUGUCAGAUUUAAAAUCACCAAUAAAGAGAAAAAGAUAUACGCAAGCAGUGAAGGUAAAUUUGGCAAGAAAAAAUAAACAUAUUAACACCCUAGUAAAAUCGAAUAAAAGAUGGAAAAGACGAGCAACGACAUUAAACUCAUUGGUGAAGACAUUAAAAGAAAAACUCUUUGUUUCAGAAAAUGCUGAACCUGUGUUAUUGUCCACACCAACAACACGAAGUAGCAGAGAGAGAUCACUAGGGAGAACAGGAGAAACAAGCAGAGGAUCCACCAAACCAAAGCCAAGAGCCGAACCAGUGACAAGAGCCGCAGAGCCGUACCAGAGACAAGAGCCGAACCAGAGCCAAGAGCCGAACCAGAGCUGCAGAGCCGUACCAGAGCCAAGAGCCGAACCAGAGCCGCAGAGCCGAACCAGAGCCAAGAGCCGAACCAGAGCCGCAGAGCCGAACCAGAGCCAAGAGCCGAACUAG
Molecule: messenger RNA, 738 nt
Organism: Diabrotica virgifera virgifera (western corn rootworm)
Lineage: Eukaryota; Metazoa; Arthropoda; Insecta; Coleoptera; Chrysomelidae
Exons: 5
Coding region: 1-738 (245 amino acids)
Source: RefSeq, a predicted model, not a curated record